Molecule: messenger RNA, 2079 nt
Organism: Aspergillus mulundensis
Lineage: Eukaryota; Fungi; Ascomycota; Eurotiomycetes; Eurotiales; Aspergillaceae
Exons: 4
Coding region: 1-2079 (692 amino acids)
Source: RefSeq, a predicted model, not a curated record
AUGCACGACGAGGUCACCGUCUCGCUCGACGAUUACUCCGUCCUCCACCUCAUCACAAGAGUUCUCACGGCCGCCACGCCAACAAACCUCAACCUUGUCGCGCCCCCGCACGGCUCCCACAUCUUCAUCUACGCCUCCAUCCUCGACCAACCCAUCACGGUCUCAUCAUCGGGAAGUGCCCCGAUCCCCCUAGCCCGGGGCCCAGGAACAGGCAACAUAGGCGUGACGCUGUUCAUCAUGCCCAACGAGCCACCCAGGGUCACAUACCGGACAACAUACUCAGCCACCGAGGACAGCGACCUACGCGCCAGCCCAAAGACGCAGCAGCGGAUCGCGCUCGCCGUGUUCUGGACGGACCCGUCCAUCGCCAUUUCGCCCUGCGCCUUCGUCGCCGCGCCCACAGCAACCCCGCCGCUCUACGCGGUUCUCAACGCGCAGGCCGUCGCGCUGGGCCAGCAGCUCGCCGUGCAGGCCAUGACAGGCCCGGAUACGAGCUACGUGCCGGGGCUGAAGAUGGACUGGUACCGGGGGACAGCGAAGGACACGCUCGACGCGCUGGGGGCGUUCGAGGCGCAGUACGCGCGGUUCCUGGAUCAGGGGGCGGCGGCGGACGCGCGGGUCGAUGCGUGGCGGGUCAUGCUUGCGCAUGCGAAGGCGCAGCGGGCGAAGCUCGUUGUGCUCAGUGCGGCGGGGUGGGAGAAGGACCGGGAUGCAGCGGGCUUCAGUGUGAACAUCGGCAUGCUCUGCAUGGGGGAUGCAGAUGGGAUUGCCGGUGCCAUCGUUGCAGUGGGGGAUGCAGUCGAGGCGGCGCGAGACGCCGAGACAGUCCCUGAUCAAACGGGCGUGAAGAUAUCCUCCUCAACACUGCAGGCUCUCGCCGACAGCAUGGGGGCCCUGGAGACUCUAUAUCCGUCGCUGGACGAUCUUGUCUCGGCGGUGCAUAACCUCGCCACAAACCCUAACGCGGACCUCCCCUCAAAAGCAGACAUCUCCGGAAGUGCGCAGGGAGACGCCGAUGCGAACGCCAUCCUAGCGCUGGGCUCGUGGGACAAGCAUAACCUGGAGAGCGACGCACAGCUAGAAUGGGGUGUGUCGCGCGAGAUCAACGGCGCGGUCAAGUAUCGCCUUGCGCUGCAGAAGCACGGCAUCAACGGCAAAACGCUGGCGCAGGCGCAGGCGGAGGCCAUCAAGGCGGGAAACGAGUAUGUGCAGAGUGAGCUGCAGGCCAGGGCGUCGGACGAGGACGUGGCCAAUCUCGAGGAAAUGCUCGAGACGUACGAGGGCCAGGCGGACGUCUAUGCGCGCGCUGCGGCCAUCUUCUACGACAGAGCCUGGGACCUUCGCACCACCCUGAUGCUCGAGAUGCGCAAGAUGGUCUGGGCAUACAAGUACUGGGCGUUGCAGGACAGUCGGAUCGUGCUGACCCCUCAGAAGCCGGUCGAGGCCUUCCUGGCCGAUCUGGCCUUGCUGGACUAUGAGAUCGAGACUGUCUUGGUGAGCUAUGGCAGCGGCAGUGACUUCCAACCAUUCGAGCAGACCGUCCGUUCAGAACACCUCCCCUCAGACUACGGCCCCGAACUGAUCAAAGGCCUACAAGGAGAGUCCCACUCAGCAAGCUUCACCCUCACACCAAGCGUCGACCCAGCUUCAUCAUCGCCAACAACCUUCGCCAGCAUCUCCACCAACGGCGCACACUUCCGCAUCGACGGGCUCUCGCCAAUCCUGCGCGGCGCAAAGUCUCGCCGCGAAGCCCUCCAAGCCCAAGCCCAAGCCCAAGCCCAAGCCCGGCUCGUCCCCGUCGACAUGCGCAUCUCGACAUCAGGCAUCUACGCCGACAUCCGCUCCGGGCGGGUCUUCAACUCCGCCAGCCGCCCGCGGACGGUGCGGCUCUCGUACGACCUGCUGGAGGACGGCCCGCGCGGCGCCACGCACAUCCACUCGUCGUUUCCGGCGGUCGACCACGCGCGCGAGACCCCGUUUACGCAGUGGCGCAUUGAGCUGCUGAGCCCGCAUCUUCUGGAUCUGGGGGGGUUGGUGGGCGUUGAUUUGGAGUGGGCUGGGCGGGCGCAUUUUUACUGA